Messenger RNA from Nezara viridula (southern green stink bug), 5946 nucleotides. The record is from the annotation of a GenBank genome assembly. NCBI's taxonomy places the organism in Eukaryota, Metazoa, Arthropoda, Insecta, Hemiptera, Pentatomidae.
AGCAAAACCUUCCACACAGUCUGGUUUACUUUUCAGUUUUGUAUCAUAACAUUUCAUAUAUAUUUUGUAGCUUAAUGUUGUUUUCGUUUGUGUUUAAGCCUAAUUUUUAGCUGACAAUGGAGGACACAGAAUCAUUAGUUGCCAUUGGAAAUGAGGAAGUCUCUCAUGAAAGUGAGAAUGUUACAAAUGAAAAUGAAGAAAUGACAGAUGGAGGCAAAGAAGUAUCAAAUGAAAGUGAAGAAUUAUCAAAUGAAAGUGAAGAAGUAACACGGGAAGAUGACGAAGUGAUGCAUGAGUGUGAAGAAAUAACAAAUGACAAUGAAAUGUAUAUUUCUGAUGAUCAGCCUGAAAUAGAAAAUAUUAUGAAAGAGGAACCUGUUGAAGACAUUACUAUAUCUCCUGAUAUAAUAAUUAAAGAAGAAUAUGAUGAGGAGGAUCCUUCCACUAACAAUGUGUGGGUUGCUGAAGGACUAAUGGAAGAAGAUGAGACAAAGUAUUGCAUCCCAUCAACUUCAGCUGGAUUAACAGAAUUAAGUUACAAAGAGAAGCCUGCAGAAACAGAAAAUACUCCUACUAUUAUUGAAGAUGGUGAAAGUUCAACUGCCAGUCCCAACAAGGGUGGUGAAAAUCAACAAAAGAAACUACACAAGUGUCCAUAUUGUGAUCAUACCUCUGCAUUUCCUUACAGUAUCAAAGUCCAUAUUAUAUCAAAACAUACUGAAGAAAAGCCUUUCCAGUGUCCUCACUGUGAUUACAAAGGAAAGUUUUCUGGAGCAUUAAAAAAUCACAUAAUGUGCAGUCACUCUAGCGAUAAGCCUCACAAGUGCCAGCAUUGUAGUUUUAGUGCUUUAUUUCUCAGCACAGUGAGAAAACACAUAGCUAAGAAACAUAAAGAAUUGAAAGAGCAUCAAUGUGAUUACUGCCCCUAUAAGGCAACGUCUAGGAACCUUUUGAAAAAACAUGCAUUGAAUGAACAUUCUUCAGAAAGGCCUCACAAGUGCCCACAUUGUGAUUAUAGUGCUGUACUUUCUACUGGUUUAAAAAGGCACAUACAUUAUAAACACACAGAUGAGAAACCUCUUCAAUGUCCUCAUUGUGAAUAUAAAGCAAUGUUCAGUAACGGACUUAAAAUUCACAUAAUGGCAAUGCAUACAAAGGAGAAGCCUUUUCAUUGCAAACACUGUGAUUACAGAAGUACAACAGCUAGUAAGCUUAAAUCCCAUAUGAUGUCACAACAUGAAAUAAGAGAAAAGACGCACCAAUGUCCAUAUUGUGAAAACAAAUAUGUUAUGAAAAGAAGCUUAAGAAGUCACAUAUAUGCCCAGCAUAGCACUGACAAACCUUAUAAUUGUCCACAUUGUGAUUUUAAAACAGCUUGGCCUGGAAGUAUAAAGGCACAUAUAAUGACAUACCAUACUAAAGAAAGACCCUUCAGAUGUCCUCAUUGUGAAUACGGAGCUAUAGACAACGCAACACUAAAAAAACAUAUAGCAAUUUAUCAUACAUUAGUGAAACCGCUUAAAUGUCCAUAUUGUGAUUUUAGAACCAUUAAGAAUUUUACUUUGAAAGGCCAUAUUAUGGUUCACCACACUAAAGAAAAACCAUUCCAUUGUUCGUAUUGUGAUUAUAAAGCUACAUACCAUAGCAGUUUGAAAAUCCAUGUCAAAACUCGACAUACCAUGGAGAAACUGUACUGUUGCCCACAUUGUGAUUUUUCUACCAUAAAUAAUUUUAAAUUACAAGGACAUAUUAUGGGUACACAUACUAAUGAACGACCAUUUCAAUGUUCAUCUUGUGAAUAUAACACAGUUUAUCGAAGUAGACUGAAAGAACAUAUACAAGCUCGUCAUUCCGUAACAAAGCCAUUACAGUGUCCACAUUGCGACUUUGAAACUAGGAAGAAUUAUACCUUACAAGGACACAUAAUGUCUCGGCAUACAAAUGAGAAGCCUUAUCACUGUUCCAUUUGUGAUUACAAAGCAGUUCAUCGUUGUAGACUUAAAGAACAUAUCAUGGCUGUCCACACAGAUGAAAAACCUUAUGAAUGCAAGUAUUGUGAUUAUAAAACUGUUUAUCGAGGUAGUUUAAGAUAUCAUGUCAAGGCUCAACAUUCUACUGAUAACACACCAAUGCAGUGUCCCCAUUGUGAGUUUACCACUUCAGCAAAGGUUGCUAUGCGAAAACAUAUCAAGUUUCAUGUUAGUACUGAAAAACCGUUUGAAUGUUCACACUGCGGAUUCCGGACUGUUUAUCACACCAAUUUAAAGAAACAUAUAGUUAGGCAGCACAUUAGUAUUGAUGAAAAAACUGAUUUUACUUCACAUAUGGAUGAUAAGUCCUUAAUUACCUUUGAAACGUGAAGCUGUUCUAGAUGGAACUAUGAGGGCUGAAUUGUAACUUUGUGUUCACUUUUGUUUAAUCAGGUAAAUUACUGAUUAAGCUUUUGCUUCUGUGAUCUGUGAUUAGAUCGGAUUGUGUUUCAAACAUAAUAUAGGUAUGCAUAGGUAUACAUAAAAAAAGUAUAGGUUACUUUUUACGAAUCAGAUGCAGUAAAUUACUACAAAGAAUAUUGCUUGUGUAUAGUAGGACUAUAUUUAUUUUUUAAACAUUUACACAAGAAGUAGAAAUAAAAUAAUAUCUGUAUUUUAUAUAAUUAAAAUAGUUAACUUCUUAAAAUGUAUAAAAAAUAAUUUAAACAGUCAUAGCCCAUAUGAUGUUGAUUUGCCUUUUGAAAUGCUAGUUUAAAAGUCCAUCAAACUAUUAUAUGGGUUAAAUUUGUACCAUACAGAAGACUGUUCCAAUGAAACUAUUCUUCAAAUUAGCAAUGAUGGAAUUUACUUUCCUGAGUUGAUUUAAUUGAUCUCAUAAUUUCUCUUAAUUCUUUCUACUUAACCAGAAUUUUAUUGAAAAAAUAAGUUUAUUAUAAUUAGCUAUUAUAUAUGUUUUAAAAUGUGGAUAUACUCAUGAUUUGGGUAAUCAGUUUUUAUUCUUGAUAAUUAUGAGAUUAAAAAUUGGGAAUGCUGACUGACGCUGCAGUAUUAUUAAUUAGUAAAAGAAUAAAAUGCAAUGUUUUGAAACCUAAGAUUUUCAAGAUUCAAACUCUUAGAUUCAUUAAAUUGUUGUGCUGGUAAGAUUUAAGAGAUUGUGAUGAACUUCCACUUGGUAAUAUUUUUUACAAUCAGAUUUAGAAAAAACAUCUUAUAAACUCUUAUUGUAUUCAGAAAUCAUCUGUUUUUUUUAAAAACAUAUUAAUAAAAUAGAUUGUAUGGAUAAAAUAAUAAAAUGGUGAAAGAAUUCACGGAUACUAACCGUAAUAUAAAAUGCACUUAAAUUAUUGUAAUCUCGUUGAUAAUUACUGUUUUAAUUUAUAAAAUUUAUUUACUUUUAUAUUUUUUUUAUAUAUUGUUAUUUCCAAAAUCAGAGAUUCGAAAAAUUAUGUUUUUUAAUCGUACCACUGAACUAGUUUUUAAAUGUUAAAAUUAGUUUCCACGAUAGUAAGUCAAAAACUAGAUUAUCGCACUGAUUAUAAUAAGAUUUUGUGAUCUGUUACAAUUUUAUGAUUUUGUUAAUUUUUAAAUGCAAUAUAAGUCUUAUACCUGUAUCAAGUAGUUUUAUCUCUAUUACAUUUAGUUUUCAAUUUAUUUGUUUAACAUAAUCAAACUUUAUGUAUCUAACAUGAAGGUUCCUUGAAAACUUAUAGUAAUUACAAUACAAUUGUAAUUUUUCAGUUUUCAGGUUGAAGAAAUUUUUUCAAAGGUUAAAGAAAAUAAGUAAUAAGUGAUCAGUGAUCAUAUCAUUGGUUUUCUGAAAAAAAAGGGAGAAUCCAACAAUUCACUACUUUCCAGGGAAGAAUAUUUUACAAUGCAUUUCAGCAAGUGACAUUGUUUUUGCCAUUUUAUUUAUAGAGAUCUAAAAGGAGUUUGUACAAAUAUGUAUGUCUCAUAUUCAUUAUUUUGUUUUUUUCAUAUUUCUAUCUAUUGAUACUUAAAUGGUAUGAAGAUGAUCGAUUGUGAUUAUAAUAUGAGAAGGAGUUGGUCAGGGUCAAAUUAAAUAUUAUAUAUUAUAAAUGGUGUAACCAAUAAAAUACUAAUAUAAUAUAUAGUAUUUAAUUUGACUGCAUCCCCACCCAACUUCUUAUAUUGGUACUUUAAAUCUGAAAAAGCCCAAUUCGAAAGUUUAUAUUUUGUUGAAUUUUUCCUUUUCUACAAAAUGCCAAUGAUGUAACAAAUUUUAACAAUUAUUUAUUUAUUACCAGAGUUUUUCCUUGUUUCCUUAUAUAUUAAAUAAAUAUAUAUACCGAUAAUAUAAAAAAAAGCAGUAUGUUUAUAAAUCAGAAAAUUAUAAACAAAAAGGAACUUGUGUUAAUUUUUUCUUUGUUCUAUUAUCUGCUUAUGAUGAUUUUCUUCUUCCCAUGUUUUUUUUUUGUUUCUCUUACAUUGCCACCUAGGAGUAACAACUGGGUGCUUAUGGAGUUUGUGAGAUACUCUACAUUCUUAUAUCAGGGUUGUUUGGUCCAACAGUCCUCUUAUUUAGCAAAAUACACGUUUAUACUUUGAAAAUGUCUUCUACAUUGUCAGAGCUAUAAUUUCCCCGACAAAUAACCACUGUCACAUCAUUGACAAAGCCCGUUAACUGUACUAUCCAUUCUACGAUGGAUCCUUUUGUUUCCAAUUGACUUAUGCAGAAGCAGAAGAAAGAAUAGCAACGAUAUAUUGCGUUGAGGCAAUCUUCAUUGAAGCAGUCAUUUGUUAAAAUUUCUUUUUCUGUAAUCUAUGCUCAUAAUAUACAAAAUGAUUUUCUUUAGCCGUGUCCAACCAUCCUGUACAUUACUAUUUUUACUCCAGGAGAGAGAGCAUAUUUUGUUUGUCAUUCUUCUUUUAUAAUUUAUUUUUUGUCUUCAUUUGUUUUCUUCUUCUGUUUUCUUUUGACUGGUAUAUAUAUUUGAGUAGAAGUUGUUGCGGUGAAAGGGGCCAUGAUAGGAAGUCUUUUUCGCUUCUUCUAGGAAUCUUAAUCACAAUAUUUGUCCUAGAUGUGCCAUGGUAGAAGAAAUCUCUUUUGGAAAUGCUUGAUUUAAAUGGAAUUCAGUGGUAAUUGUUAAUCGUAUUUUGAUGUUUAUACAUUUAACAUAUUUCUUGUCAAGUUAUUUCGUUAAAGGUUCACUUGAAGAUGUUCUAGCUUUAAUUAUGAGGUAUAAGUAUCAAAAUGAAUAUUCCAUUCAUCUAAAAUUACUCACUUCUUCAAUGGAAUUUUUAGGUUUCUCCCAGAAAAGUUUUAAUGAUAUAACACUUGAUUUACUUUUUGUAUUCUGCCUCCCAAAUUACUGCUGGAAAUGUUUGUUGUAAUAGAAAUUCAAGAUUCCUAAAAAAGCUAAUGUAUUAGAAUUUUUCAAAAAUUAAAUUUUCAAGUAUAGAAGUUUAACAGUAUUUAUUGUAUUUUUUCGUGUUACCUUUAUUUCAUUCCUAUCUAGUAGGAAAGAAAAAUAAAAUUAUUAUCUGAAUGUUUACUUAGAUCAUUCAUUUAUUUAUUUACCUACCAAUCAUAGAUGACUGAUCAACGAUAAUUUUAUGUAAUAAACAUUUAUAUGUACAAAUUUUGUACAUUGCCAUUAUGAUGGUUGAUUUUUUAGCCUAUUGUAUAUUAGUCUUUAUAUUGAUCAAAAAUAUUGUUAUCUAUUUAUUCAGUGAACGAUUUAGAAUAAGUUUACUUUUAAAAAAGUGUUUUUAUGAGAUAUUUAAUUAUCUUAAACUAUGAAUAUUUUAUUUUAUUAAAGUUUUAUUUGAAAGUAUUGAACAUUUUCAGUGAUCAGCUAUGAAUGGCUGCUUACCGACCUCUAUAUCCCAAUGUUUUUAUAAAUUAUAUCUAAAACAGUUUAUGUAUAUUUUUAAAGUUGAAAAAUUAAUGAAAUUUAAGUUUACUUUCCACCUCAUACACCUUUUUAACUUUUUU